Molecule: messenger RNA, 3789 nt
Organism: Paramisgurnus dabryanus
Lineage: Eukaryota; Metazoa; Chordata; Actinopteri; Cypriniformes; Cobitidae
Source: RefSeq, a predicted model, not a curated record
CAACAUAUUCGGAUUAUCUGAUGCAUUACAAUUAGCCAUAUCGAAUCCAACUUUACAGGUAGCGCGAGUGGCAGAGGCGUUGUGACAACGCAUGGCACGCGACGCAACAAUCAGAACACUCCCAUUAUAAUCCACGACAUCGUCGCGCGUUUGUACGCCGUUCGCUUAUUAUAUUGGGAACGUUGUCGUAUUGUCGCUUCGAGCGGAUCGCUUGCCUUGUAAAUGGGGCGUUACAGCUCGUUGGCUCAUGUGUGGUUAGCAUUAGCCUGUUAGCUCACACAAGAAGCGUUUUAACGAUAACUCUUGGAGUUACAAUACAACCCGCGAUGUGUGAUCGUCUGUUUUAAACUGUUAUUGCUUUCUUGCGAUCCAUUGGGAUGGAUUAUGUUGUUUUUGGAAUGGUUUAGAGAGGAAACGAAUGCUAGCUAGCUGUUAAUAAAGCUGUUAGGUGUAAGUAUUGGCGGAAACGUUCUUUAAAUAGAGCAGAUCACAGACAAUAGUCAAAUGAAAGCGUUUUAUCACGUAACCAUCAUGCAGUGGUUUGGUGUAUCUUUCCUGCAGUAAAGUAUUAUAUUGUCAAAUGUGAUAGGAAUGCCACUCUACAACAAUUCAAAUGUCAAGACUGAAAGCGUUGACGUUUGACACAUUGAGGUGUAAUGAUCAGAUGAUGAAUUGAACGUAUGUCACUUGAAACGAAUAGAAACCAAACUCUUAAAAAGUCUGGGCCUCAUAUAUCAUAACUGUUUUCUCUGAAUGGUCUUUAGAAGUCACACAGGAAGUAGUUGAUCUAAAAUGGGAGACGAUCGACCUUUUGUCUGCACUGCCCCGGGCUGCGGACAGAGGUUCACCAAUGAGGAUCAUUUGGCAGUGCAUAAACAUAAGCAUGAGAUGACACUGAAGUUUGGACAAACCAGAACAGAUACGGUUAUCAUAGCAGAUCAGACGCCCACUCCAACACGGUUUCUUAAGAAUUGUGAGGAAGUGGGUUUAUUUAGUGAACUGGCUGGUUCCUUUCAACAAGAUCUUUGCAAAACGCACGAUGAUGAGGAGAGGAGGAUUAAAACCACGCAUCCAACUCUUCAGACGCCUACAGAGAAUAAGGACAGAGGAGCACCUCUUGAGAUCGACUCCUCUCCCCCUGACAGUCCUGACUCCGCCUCCAGCAUGACAAACAGCAAAGAUGCUGUUGCCAUGGCCAAGGAACCUGUUGCUAUGAGGAAGGGCGUGGAUGUUCCUCCAAGGACUGCAGCUAGUUCCACCCCUACACCAACCAUAGUGCGCCCAGGCUCGCUUCCACUUCACCAGGGAUUUGAUUCCAUGAAUCCAACCCAACCCUCCCCCACUUCGGUUAUUACUAGGACCCCUCCAUCAAACAGACUUGGCUCGCCGUCUGGCUCUUUUCCCAUGCUGAUGCAGCUUCCAAAUGGUCAGACUGUUCCCCUCCUGCCUAGUCCAGGGCAGACUUCAGUCAUAUCGCAUGCCAGAUCAAACGCAGUGCCCAAUAUCCCAGGGAUUCCAGGGCCUCCUAUUGGUGGAAGCAGCAGUGGCUCCUCCUCUCCGUCUGGAUACAGUACACAUUCUGAUGCCAAGACGAGGCUAAAGGCAGCAUUAUCUCAACAGAGUCCUAGUGGAUUAGGACCAAUACAGAAAACAGAACACAAUGAGGCGCCAUCACCCGCUCAACAGGUAUCCCCUGCUCCACCAAAAGGUGGACGCAGACGUCGGGGGGCAGAUAUAGAGCCGGAUGAACGCAGACGGCGUUUUCUUGAACGGAAUCGAGCUGCUGCCUCUCGUUGUCGACAGAAACGAAAAGUGUGGGUCAGUGCGCUAGAGAAACGCGCUGAGGAGUUGGCAACGUCUAACAGCACGCUUACCAAUGAAGUGUCCUUGUUGAGGAACGAGGUUACACGUCUAAAAGAACUGCUGUUGGCCCAUAAGGACUGUCCUGUCACUGCCAUGCAGAAGAAAGCUUAUCUUGCUGCAGGAGUGGAUGAAAAUGCAGCAUCGGCGCUCGUGAUGCCUGUUUCGGUACCGGCUCCGGUGUCCGUUAACGGUCUGAGCAUGCGUGCAGCCGAGGCCGUCGCAGUUUUAGCGGGAAUGGGUUCUGGCCAAUGGAGCAACGCCGGCGGAGACGCUUCCUCCCAAUCACAGCCGACAUCCAGAUGAUGAGCACGUCAUUCAGCCAAUAGGAACUUAAGAUACUGUGUCAAUGAGUCCUUCAAAUGAGUGAAUUUCCCCAUCAAAACUUGCAGUGAAUUUGUGAAUGCCUCUCAUGUGACAAAUGGGAACCAACGUUGCCACGCUCUUACUACACCCCCCUGCUCACCCACAGCCUAUCAUAGACUCUCCCUGGACCCUUUAGAUCUCCGACGGCACAACACUAGGAGGAAAUGAAGUCUCUUUAAAUACACAUUUAGAUAUACUUGUAUAGAUCCUCUCACUAAUGCAUUCAGUUGAUAUUUUGCAAAUAUUUUUCAUUUUGCAUCUUACUCGAUUGUUUUUCUAAAACAAUGAUUCAUUGCAUGAUUCUGGCCUCAUAAGAAAAAUUACUACACUAUGCAGAUACGUUUUAUUUUUCACACUCUCCGGCUAUCGUGAUCUCACACAUAUUCGCUCUCUCCGGUCCCUCUCUGUCUUUGUAUAUUUUAUUGUUGUAAAGUAAUUUCUCUCAGGUCCGUGCUUCUGUGGCUGUUCCAGUGAAUUUUUUCUCACUUUAGCGUAACCUGGCUGGCACCACACAAUGGACUUGCGAACGCUUAUGAAUGGAGAGAAAAUAAGAGCAAUAUAUUUUUAUAUUUAAAUAUCGUUAUCGGUUUGUCUGCAUUUUGCAGUCUAUAUAAUAUGGAUGUAUCGGGUAGCGUAACCACGUGGAUGUGUUAUAGGUCAGUAUGAUUAUGAUAUGCUUUGCUGAGUUCUAGUUGUAUCGAACCAAAAUACAGAAAUCCUUUUACAUUAGAGGUUAGACCCCAAAGUUUAAUUGUAUCUGGUCUCGUAGCAGGGAACGCGCACACAAACACCCUCACGCGUAAUUACUCUCGUGCUUGCAUUUUGUGAAUGUACAGUAGUUAACUAACCCGGCUAUGAAUGUGAAGCGUUGUACAAAUAAAAUAUAUUUCUUUUGUCAGGUCUGAAAACAUCAGGUUUGGUAUCCCUGAGUGAAUUUCAUCUCAUGCACAUACCUGACACAAUAUUUAUUAAAUUGUAUGUUAUUAAAACAGCGGUCCUGUUUUGUUGCUGGAACACCUGAUCAAAUAGUAAACCCUACCUAUUUUAUACUGAACUCAUCAAAUUGACUGUUUUUCAUCUUAACUUUUAUAUUUGAUUUUGAACGCAUUUUAUUCCUCUUAUGUGUUUUGAUGAAAUGGUCUGUUUGAUUUGAUUUGUUUAUACAGCCUAUCAUAUCAGUAUCUGUCAUUAACCUGCCCUGCUUCUGAAUUUAUCAUAUUUGGAUGUAGACGUACUGCUUUAUAGAGUGUGUGUAUAACUCACUGAUCCUGUACUGUCAGUCAAGCCCUUAAACUAAAGCUGUAAAUAUAAAAUGAGUGUCAGCAUACAACAAUUGCUUAUUGUAUGAUUUACUGAAAUGGUCCUUAAGAUAUAAUUAAACAUUGAUGGAACUCUAGUCUCAGAUGGAUUGUGCUGGUUUGUGCAAUUAUUACCAUGUCAUAGAGGUGAUAUUCUUAAUGAAGAUUGUAUAGUAGUUUAAGUUGGUAGGUAAACAAAUUAUGCAAAAUCCACAAGGUGUUUGGACAUAAAUGUAUGUUAGGAGUCUAAACACAACAAUCCUAC